Canariomyces notabilis is the source of this 387-nucleotide messenger RNA. RefSeq lists its product as uncharacterized. The transcript has a single exon. The record is from RefSeq and is a predicted model, not a curated record. Bases 1 to 387 code for a protein of 128 amino acids. NCBI's taxonomy places the organism in Eukaryota, Fungi, Ascomycota, Sordariomycetes, Sordariales, Chaetomiaceae.
AUGGACAAACUGCGGUUUCUCAAGAAGGAAAUUAAGACACUCGGCGACAAAUACACUAAGCUCGAGAAGAGCAUCAACGCCGCCAAGUCUGUCGCUUCCAUGCCUGUGAGCGCCUCACCCCAGCCAAUCAUUCCGGCCCUCGUGGCUGGUUCGAGGACGGGAGCCGCGAACGGCGUGGCAACGCCACCAACUGGUCCCAAACGGAAGUAUGACAGCGAUGAGCAGCCAGGUACCUCUGCUAAACGUCUGAUGGGCGGCAGCAGCACGAUCGCAACUCCCAGCGGGCACAGGGACAAGAACAGAAGAAUUGGAGACCCCGUCAUCAAGCCCGAGCCGAAGCCUAAUGCUUACCUAGGUAGCCUCGCGGGGGAAAUGAGGAAAUGGUGA